Aspergillus costaricaensis CBS 115574 is the source of this 288-nucleotide messenger RNA. RefSeq lists its product as uncharacterized. Gene Ontology annotation, biological process: secondary metabolite biosynthetic process. The coding region runs from base 1 to 288 and encodes 95 amino acids. The record is from RefSeq and is a predicted model, not a curated record. The transcript is spliced from 2 exons. NCBI's taxonomy places the organism in Eukaryota, Fungi, Ascomycota, Eurotiomycetes, Eurotiales, Aspergillaceae.
AUGGUGCAGAAGGACCGCAUAGCUCACGGCCGGAGCGAUCGAUGGGCUCUGCUAGAGACAGCCUUCUCCGUCUUCAGUGAUGUGCGGUAUGAGCGAUCUCAUUGGCUUGUUCGUAGUAGUCGCGAAGCAUGCGAUAUUUACGAGUGGAUCGAUCCGGCCUGUGGCCAGGAUAUGACCAAAGGCCAUGAAGAAAUCACCCGCAGGUCGCACAAGAUCUGGUACUUUGAUGUCGAGGGUAUGUCGAAGGAGUUGGAGCAUGGGUACGCACGGUCUCUUGCUAGGUUCUGA